Messenger RNA from Penicillium subrubescens, 1932 nucleotides. Its product is annotated as glycoside hydrolase family 16 protein. The transcript is spliced from 4 exons. The record is from RefSeq and is a predicted model, not a curated record. Bases 193 to 1539 code for a protein of 448 amino acids. NCBI's taxonomy places the organism in Eukaryota, Fungi, Ascomycota, Eurotiomycetes, Eurotiales, Aspergillaceae. Gene Ontology annotation, biological process: carbohydrate metabolic process; fungal-type cell wall organization. Gene Ontology annotation, cellular component: fungal-type cell wall. Gene Ontology annotation, molecular function: hydrolase activity, hydrolyzing O-glycosyl compounds; glycosyltransferase activity.
CGUGGUUGCUCUAAGUAAUUUCCACUUGGUGUUGUUGACAUUUCUCUUUUGACUAGUAUUUCUUCCCUUUGCAUCUUCCCUCCCAUUCCAUCAUCCCAUCUCCCUUCGCGUGCAUUUCAUACGUGAACACCAACUUAUUUACAUAUACGCUACUCCAUCUCACAUUUGACCUCUGCAAAAAAACCACCCACCAUGAAGUUGGCUCUGGGUACGGCCUUGGGCCUGCUCUGCUCGUCUGUGCUGGUCACAGCCCAAACUUACACCGACUGCAACCCUCUUAAGAAGACUUGCCCUGCAGACACUGCCCUCGGAAAAGCCGAUCAGACAUUCGACUUUACCUCCGGUUCAUCCUCCCAAUUCGCUGUCUCGGGGGCCGUCACCUACGAUAGCACCAACGGAGCCGCCUUUACAAUCUCUAAGAAAGGCGAUGGACCGUUGAUUCAAUCGGGCUGGUACAUUAUGUUCGGCAAGGUUGAAUUCACCAUCAAGGCUGCCUCUGGAACUGGUAUUGUCAGCAGUGCCGUGCUACAGUCGGACGACUUGGACGAGAUCGACUGGGAAUGGCUGGGUGGCAACAAUGCUCAGGUUCAGACCAACUAUUUCGGCAAAGGAGACACCAGCAGCUACAACCGUGGCGCUUAUCAUGCCAACGCUGGGAAUCACGAUGGGUUCCACACUUACUCGGUCGACUGGACAAGCUCUCAGAUUGUGUGGGCUAUCGACGGCGAGACGGUCCGCGUUCUAACCCCUGCCACUGCCGACACCAACCAGUAUCCCCAGACUCCAAUGAUGAUCAAGGUCGGUGUGUGGGCCGGUGGUGACUCGGACAAUGCCCAGGGAACGAUUGAUUGGGCUGGCGGCUUGACCGACUACAGCAAGGGUCCUUUUACGAUGUACCUCAAGUCGAUGAAAGUGACCGAUUACUCGACCGGAAACUCCUACAGCUAUGGCGAUCAGUCGGGCUCAUGGGAGUCAAUCGUCUCCAAUGGAGGCAAGGUCAAUGGCAACAGUGCGGACGAGCCGACCUCCACCCAGUCGGCACCGCUCAUCACCGCAACGGUAGACAGUGUCCCUGUUCCAUGGAGUGGAACCCAUCGUGAAACCUCGAGUUUCGUCACCCCUAAUGUCUGGCCCUGGGUUGCUACAGGCUCGCCGACGUCCACUGGCCUUCCCAGUGGCUGGGAGUCUAGCUCGGGGCAGAUCCAGGCUCCUGGCGGGGGUUCAUCUACCUCCCAAUUUACCUCACUACCCUUGGUUUCCUCGUCGGUUGCCUUUUCCCCCUCUGGGCCUAAGUCGUCUUCCAGACUUGUUACUCGGCCUGCAACGACCUCAACGAGUACCACCAAGAACCGGCACCAACACACUGAAUAUCUGCAAACCGACGACCCAACCACGACCGAGGUGCCAUCGGUCAAGGCUACUUCUUCGCCUACUAGUGCCCCUUUGGUUGGCGGAGGAAUCAGCCGGUACCGGGUUCCGACUGCACUGAGCAUGAGCCUCGUCUGUGUGCUGCUCGGUGGCGUCUUUGCUUUCCUCUGAAAAGAGAGUCUUUUUUUUUUUUUUUUUUCAUGGCAUUGUCGAACUGUAUGAUUAUUGAUGAUGGGAUGAACUCGACACGGCGUUAACGACAUACAUUUUACCCGACCUCCAGCGAACCAUUUCGCUGCAUGCACAAUGAUUUUUUUUUGGGCUCAUCAUGAUAGAGGGAUGCUGCAUAUUGGCGCUUGUGACCCCUUGAGCUGUUUUGCUUCCUUGUUUAUGAUUAUUGUUCUGAUGUUUACAUACCGAAACGGUGAUGAAUGUUCCUCCCCAGUGGUGCGAUUAGCUUUACCCACUCUUAUGUAUUAACCCUUUCUUGGCGGUGUUGAUAGAUUUUUAUGAAUCACACAGGCCUGAUACAGAGAUGUAAAUCUCGGUUCAGUCUUUUUACAC